Molecule: messenger RNA, 972 nt
Organism: Fonsecaea nubica
Lineage: Eukaryota; Fungi; Ascomycota; Eurotiomycetes; Chaetothyriales; Herpotrichiellaceae
Exons: 1
Coding region: 1-972 (323 amino acids)
Source: RefSeq, a predicted model, not a curated record
AUGCGACAGAUAUUGGUUACUGGAGCCGCUGGCUUCAUUGGACAGAUAGUAUCCAAGGCACUUUUAGACGAUGAUUCGGUUAAGCUCACUCUCGUCGACGUCAUUCAACCGCCCAUCCCCGUGGGUUGCAAGUAUCCUCACAAUGCAAUGGCAAUCCAGGCUGACCUGAUCGAAUCUGGAGCCAGCUUCAUCUCUCCAGGCCUCGAUACAGCCAUUCUUCUACAUGGUGUCAUGUCCUCUGCAGCAGAGGCGGACUUUGAACUCGGAUAUCGUGUCAAUGUCGAUGCGACUCGCGCGUUGCUGUUAAAUCUUGCCAAAAAGGUUCCGGGAGUCCGAGUCAUCUAUGCCUCCAGCGAAGCAGUGUACGGUACACCGCUGCCCAAGAAAGGUGUCUCCGAGGCCACCAACUGCACGCCAGAGAUGACAUAUGGCUGUCAAAAGUUGAUAUGCGAGACUUUCAUCAACGACUUUACCCGUCGAGGCAUGAUCAACGGCUUCUCUCUCCGAUUUCCAACUAUCUCAAUCCGUCCGGGCAACCCAAGUCCAGCGGUCUCUGCUUUCCUGUCCGGCAUUAUUCGUGAGCCACUGAAUGGCUUGGAGUGCAGAGUGCCUCUCAAGGACAGAUCGUGGCGUCAUUGGAUGUCUUCGCCCAAAACGCUGGUGUACAAUGUGAUGGUCGCGACAAAGCUGCCCAGGGAUGCAUUGGCACCCCAUAGAAGAGCCGUCAACGUCCCGGGCUUUGCGGUCACUAUGCAGGACAUGAUGGAUGCUCUGGAGCAGGUAGGGGGAAAGGAAAAGCUAGCUUUGGUCAAGGAAGAGCCUGUUCCUGAGGCUCAGAGUCUCCUGUAUUCCUGGGCCGAUGAUUUUGAUAAUAGCCUGGGACUCUCGCUCGGCAUGAAGCAGGACACAUCGUUUCUACAGUCGUGCAGAGACUACAUCGAAACAUUGGAAAAUGAGGCGUCAGCAUCAUAA